This is a messenger RNA of Uranotaenia lowii, 816 nucleotides long. RefSeq lists its product as uncharacterized. NCBI's taxonomy places the organism in Eukaryota, Metazoa, Arthropoda, Insecta, Diptera, Culicidae. Gene Ontology annotation, molecular function: nucleic acid binding. The record is from RefSeq and is a predicted model, not a curated record. The coding region runs from base 1 to 816 and encodes 271 amino acids. Gene Ontology annotation, biological process: DNA integration. The transcript has a single exon.
AUGGGUAGAGACGCUGAGAAGUGGGUGGCAGUUUUAAACAGCAUCUUCGAGAAAGAAGGGUUCCCAAGAGCUAUCAAAUCAGAUAAUGGCCCACCCUUUAACGGCUCGGAGUACUCGAGAUACUGUUCAAAACGGGGAAUCCAAACUAUUUUCUCGACACCGUUUUACCCUCAACAGAACGGACUGGUUGAGAGUUUCAUAAAAAUAGUCAAUAAAGCCAUGUCUGCGGCAUUGUCGGAAGGAUUAGGUUAUCAAAAACAGUUACAAGCUGCAGUGCAGGCUUACAACUCUGCAGACCACACGAGCACUAAAUUACCACCAGAAGAAGCUAUGAUGGGUCGAAAAAUACGCCGGAACUUACCUUUAUUGUGUCCGGGGAAACCCGACCAUAACGAUACCUUUUUGGAAAUAAGCGACCGUGAGGCAAAACUUUCUUCUAAAGCCCGCGAGUAUAAACGUCGUGGCGCCCGAUCAUGUAAGGUUAAGCCAGGCGACACAGUGAUUGUAAUGAGGCAAAUGAAACCCAAAGGUGAACCUAGAUUUGAGAAAAAUCGCUAUUUGGUAAUCACAGAAAAACAUGGUACCUUAUCUCUUCGUGACACGGACAGUCGGUUGAUUCAAAGACAGGUUACCCAGACGAAAAAGGCUCAUUCUUGGAGAUCUCCUACACGCGGUCCUUCUGGUAACACGACAGGUGGUUCCGUAGCCGUUCCUAGUCCGAACAAUCCGGCCAUUGAGCGUCCGACACGAGAAAGGAGAGCUCCGCAGUAUUUGGAUGACUACGCCCGAAUGGUCCAGGAAAAUCGCGAUUCUUAA